Merops nubicus (carmine bee-eater) is the source of this 3321-nucleotide messenger RNA. RefSeq names its product nebulette (gene NEBL). The record is from RefSeq and is a predicted model, not a curated record. The transcript has 28 exons. Gene Ontology annotation, cellular component: Z disc. Lineage: Eukaryota; Metazoa; Chordata; Aves; Coraciiformes; Meropidae. Bases 1 to 2919 code for a protein of 972 amino acids. Gene Ontology annotation, molecular function: actin filament binding. Gene Ontology annotation, biological process: cardiac muscle thin filament assembly.
AUGCGAGUAUCUGUCAUUCAGGAUCUCAGGGAAGAUGAAAAUGAGGAUGAAGAAGAAGAAGAAAAUGUCUUCCUCAAGCCUGUUAUUGAGGACAGAAAUAUGGAACUGGCCCGAAAAUGCAGUGAAAUAAUAAGUGAUAUACACUAUAAAGAAGAGUUUAAAAAAUCUAAAGGAAAGUGCAUAUUUGUACCUGACACCCCGCAGCUAAAACAUGCGAAAAGUCUCAGUGCUUUUAUUUCUGAGGUGAAGUAUAAAAGAGCUGCUAAGAAAGACCUUUCCAACUGCCUUUAUCAGCAGAUGCCAGCCACAAUUGACAGUGUAUUUGCAAAAGAAUUAAUGCAACUUCAGAGCAAGGUUCUGUAUAAACAAAAACAUGAUGCUGAGAAAGGAACUUCAGAUUAUGCACAUAUGAAGGAACCUCCAGAUAUUAAACAUGCCAUGGAAGUCAAUAAGUACCAGAGUGAGGUAUCCUAUAAGAAGGAUGUGCAAGAUACUCAUAGGUACACUGAAGUGCUGAACAGGCCGGACAUAAAGAUAGCAACUGAGAUAACAAAAAUAAUAAGUGACGCUGAGUACAAGAAGGGAAGGGGAGAGAUGAAUAAGGAGCCUGCUGUACUUGGAAGACCAGAUUUUGAACAUGCAAAAGGAGUUUCAAAACUGUUAAGCCAAGUGAAAUACAAAGAGCAGUUCAGUAAGGAAAUGAAGAGCCACCAGUACAACCCUCUUGACAGUGCUUCCUUCAAACAAGCACAGAUUGCAUCCACCUUGGCAAGUGAUGUGAAUUACAAGAAAGAUUUGGAAAGCCUACAUGAUCCAGCCUCUGAUCUACCAAACCUGCUAUAUUUAAACCAUGCUUUAAACAUCAGCAAAAUGCAUAGCGAUUAUGACUGUAAGAUAUCAUUUAAGCAAAGCAAGGACUUCUAUCAUUUCACCCCAGAUACAGCUGAACAAAUCCAUCACAAAGAAAAUGCAGUGCUUCAAAGUCAGGUCAAGUACAAAGAGAAGUAUGAAAAAUCUAAAGGCAGAUCAAUGCUGGAGUUUGUGGAGACACCGAUGUAUCAAGUUUCAAAGGAGGCUCAAAAGCUGCAAAGUGAGAAAAUGUAUCGCAAAGAUUUUGAAGAAGGGAUCAAGGGAAGACCCUCAAUGGAUUUAGACAAGACUCCGGAGUUCUUGCAUAUUAAAGAAGUUACUAAUCUUCUAAAAGAGAAAGAGUACAGAAAAGAUUUGGAAGAAUGGAUGAAAGGAAAAGGAAUGACAGUGUUUGAAGAUACACCAGAUUUGAUUAGAGUGAAAAAUGCAGCACAGAUACUAAAUGAGAAACAAUACAGGAAGGACCUGGAAACUGAAAUUAAAGGAAAGGGCAUGGAAGUUGGUCCAGAUACUCCUGAGAUAAGGCGAGCCAAGAAAGCUUCUGAAAUCGCAAGUAUGAAAGAAUACAAGAAAGACUUGGAGAAUGAAAUUAAAGGAAAAGGAAUGGGAGUGGGCAUGGAUACCCCUGAUAUACAACGAGCAAAAAAAGCUUCUGAAAUUGUGAGCCAGAAAGAAUAUAAAAAGGACCUGGAGACUGAAAUUAUAGGAAAAGGGAUGCAAAUUGGCCCAUAUACUCCUGAAAUACAACGGGUAAAAAGAGCGUCAGAAAUAGCAAGCCAGAAAAUGUACAAAGAUGAGGCAGAGAAGAUGCUCUGUUACUACUCUGCUGUCCUAGACACCCCAGAGAUGGAGAGGAUAAAAAGCACUCAGAAAAACAUCAGUUCAGUGUUUUAUAAGAAGGAAAUAGGAGCUGGCACAGCUGUAACAGAGACUCCAGAGAUUGAAAGAGUAAAGAAAAAUCAACAGAACAUUAGUUCGAUUAAAUACAAGGAAGAAAUACAACAUGCAACAACUAUUUCUGAUCCGCCUGAACUAAGGAGAGUUAAGGAAAACCAGAAGAAUAUUAGCAAUGUUCAGUACAAAGAACAGCUCUGCAAAGCUACGCCUGUGACUGUCACCCCUGAGAUUGAAAGAGUCAAGAGGAAUCAGGAGAAUAUCACCACAGUUCACUACAGAGAGCAGCCUGGCAAAGCUACUGCUGUGAGUGUCACUCCUGAGAUAGAGAGAGUCAAGAAGAAUCAAGACAAUAUCAGCUCGGUCAAGUACAGUAGUGAUCAGAGGCAGAUGAAAGGUAGACGUAGUGUGCUUCUAGACACCCCUGAGCUAAGGCAUGUCAAAGAAACACAAAACAACAUCUCAAUGGUAAAAUACCAUGAAGAUUUUGAGAGGACAAAGGGCAGAGGCUUCACCCCAGUGGCAGAUGAUCCUGUAACAGAGCGAGUGCGGAAAAACACCCAAAUUGUGAGCGAUGCAGCAUAUAAGGGUGUGCAUCCACAUAUCGUUGAAAUGGAUAGAAGACCUGGAAUAAUUGUUGAUCUUAAAGUUUGGCGCACAGAUCCUGGCUCCAUCUUCGACAUUGAUCCCCUGGAGGACAAUAUUCAGUCUAGGAGUCUGCAUAUGCUUUCUGAAAGAGCAAGCCGUUACAGUAAGCAGUAUUUGCAUUCUGCCAGUGUGGGAGAUUAUAAGUCAGAUGGCUCUGACACGAACCCUACCUUUUCUUACUGCAGUGAGAUAACAAGGCCAUCUGACGAAGGAGCCCCUGUCCUCCCUGGGGCAUAUCAGCAAAGCCAGUCCCAAGGAUAUGGAUACAUGCACCAGACCAGUAUGUCAUCCAUGAGGUCCAUGCAUUCACAGCCUCAUUCAGCAAGUCUGAGAACAUACAGAGCUAUGUAUGACUACAGUGCUCAAGAUGAAGAUGAAGUUUCCUUCAGGGAUGGUGAUUAUAUCAUCAAUGUACAACCAAUUGAUGAUGGCUGGAUGUAUGGUACUGUUCAGAGAACUGGGAAAACAGGAAUGCUUCCAGCAAAUUAUAUUGAGUUUGUUAACUAAUUUUUGUCUCUAGUCCUUGAGCUUUAUUAUGAUUUACUCAAAAUCUAACCUCUUAGAAGAAGUCAGAAUAAUCUUUUAAGAGUACAUUUUCAUUAUUUUAUCACUGCUGUUAAGUCUGCAUUCUCACUCAGAAUCCAAUUUAGAGUCCUUUAAAGUAAAGAUAAAUAAUCAAGAAGAAUCUCAGAGCCUUGAAAACAGCAUUGCUUAUAAUAGUGCUUCCUCAACAUGAAAAACGUACAUGGAAGCCUGGUGCUGCCAGUCCUAUAAAGAUUUCUGUCAAUUAGCUGUAAAGGGGAAUUACCUUUUCCCUACUUUCUCAAAGAUAUUGUUUCUUUAUAAUAACCAUAAAAUUAACUCAGUUCUUAUGGCACUCUGAAGUCACAGGAGAUUAACAUACAGAGU